AUGACUGCAUUAUAUACGUGCUCGAUAAGCAAUGAACCAGCUGAAGUACCGGUUGUAUCACCAGCUUCUGGACGUAUCUUUGAAAAACGACUUAUAACAAAAUAUAUCAACGAGAAUGGCACUGAUCCCAUUACCAAUCAACCACUCACCGUUGAACAGCUAAUCGAACUGAAAACAGAUGGAUCUAAUGCAAUGCCGAGAACCAUCUCAGGAACGUCAAUACCAUCGUUACUAAAAUUACUGCAAGAUGAAUGGGAUGCAUGCAUGUUGAAUAGUUUCAUGUUACGUGAACAAUUACAAACGGCAAGACAGGAACUGUCACAUACACUUUAUCAGCAUGAUGGAGCCUGUCGUGUGAUAGCUCGUCUAUCCAAAGAACUGAAUGCUGCACGUGAAGCACUUUCAACGCUUAAACCUCAUGCUAACGUUGAUAUGGCACAAUCAGGUGACAUGGCAAUGGACACA
Messenger RNA from Anisakis simplex (herring worm), 465 nucleotides. Lineage: Eukaryota; Metazoa; Nematoda; Chromadorea; Rhabditida; Anisakidae. The record is from the annotation of a GenBank genome assembly.